Entrophospora sp. SA101 is the source of this 417-nucleotide messenger RNA. The record is from the annotation of a GenBank genome assembly. NCBI's taxonomy places the organism in Eukaryota, Fungi, Glomeromycota, Glomeromycetes, Entrophosporales, Entrophosporaceae.
AUGAAAAAAUUUAUAAAAAGUGUGCCCAAGAGAAAAAAAGAUAAUAUAAGAAAAGAAAAUUAUGAUGAACUUCGCAAAACGGUGCUCUUUAAUGAGACUGGCGAACAAAAAGUUGAGGUUAAUCAGAGGAACUUGAUCGAUAAGGUUUUGGCAAGAUAUUCGGCAGAGUUCGUGAUAUAUAGGGAAUUGAUGCAGAAUUCAGACGAUGCCCAGGCCAAAACCGUCCAAAUAACAUUUGAAACCGACAAGUCAAAAAAAUGCAGACGAAUCAUAUUCAAGAAUAAUGGUUUCCUGUUUCGAGAUGAAGAUUGGAACAGGUUGAAAAAAAUCGCAGAGGGAAAUCCUGAUGUAGAAAAGAUUGGAGCAUUUGGAGUCGGAUUUUAUUCGUUGUUUUCAAUUUGUGAAGAGCCAUUGUAA